Messenger RNA from Brugia malayi, 1032 nucleotides. RefSeq lists its product as uncharacterized. Bases 1 to 1032 code for a protein of 343 amino acids. NCBI's taxonomy places the organism in Eukaryota, Metazoa, Nematoda, Chromadorea, Rhabditida, Onchocercidae. The transcript is spliced from 8 exons. The record is from RefSeq and is a predicted model, not a curated record. Gene Ontology annotation, cellular component: membrane. Gene Ontology annotation, biological process: G protein-coupled receptor signaling pathway. Gene Ontology annotation, molecular function: G protein-coupled receptor activity.
AUGAACGAGACUGAAGCCAUGGAAUGCGCGGAAAAGAAUGAAGGAUACGAUGAUGUCCGAUUUGCGCUAGUGGUUUAUAUCGGCACACCGGUUGCUUUCUUAGGGACUGUCUUCAAUGGAAUACUAUUGAUUAUAUUUUGUCAUAAAAAAUCAUUGAAUUCACCUGAUUUUUAUUUAUUAUUUUUGGCGAUAUUUGAUAUGCUCAUUUGUGUGCUUUACAUACCCUUUUUCACUAUGGAUGCAUUGGCUAUUUAUUAUCAAAUUAAAUCACUUCAUCACUUGUGGCACACGUACGUUAUGCAAAUAUACUGUAUGAGUCGAUUUGUACAAUUCGGUGCCGUAUAUAUGAUGUUAUGCGCAACAUUUGAACGCUUUGUUUAUAUUUCCAGCAAACAAUGUCUUAGUUGGUUUAUUACUGAUAAUGGACGACUGAUAACUGCAAUUGUUACAUUGGUUAUAUCAUUAAUAUUCCGAUUUCCAACUUUUUUCGAUUACAAAAUAGUUUACCGCGCAAACUGCCCACCUUUUCAGGAUUACCUGUUUCUACCAGUGCUAAUGAGUUAUCCAUUAUACACGAAAUUUAAUUUUUACAUGAUGAGUAUUGUGCAAACAAUACUUCCAUUUAUAUUACUUACUUGCUUCAAUAUAAUUAUCAUAUAUUUAACUCAUAAGCGACUUUACAAAACUUCACAUGACAUGAAAUUUUAUAUGCUCGGAUUUACUGAUGUCAUCAGACAAGAAUCAAAAAACCGUAAAAUUCAUCAAGAAUUGAAGUAUGCUACUCGUACAAUGGUGGCGAUUGUGUUCACUUACUUAACUUGUAAUGUUUUUUCCGUUUUUAUUACAAAAUUUUACACUAUGGCAGCCGAUUUAGUAAGUAUUUUGGUAGUGUUAAACAGCUUAUUGCGAAUGACUGUCCAUAUGAUAUGCAAUCCACAAUUUCGAGAACGGUUCAAGCUCAUUUUAGUCAAAUUCAGCUCAUGUUGGAUACCUGUGGCUAAAAGUGACCAAGCGAUGAGCAAUGACAGUUAG